Messenger RNA from Drosophila grimshawi, 2258 nucleotides. RefSeq lists its product as uncharacterized. The coding region runs from base 297 to 845 and encodes 182 amino acids. Lineage: Eukaryota; Metazoa; Arthropoda; Insecta; Diptera; Drosophilidae. The transcript is spliced from 2 exons. The record is from RefSeq and is a predicted model, not a curated record.
UUUCUGAAAUGAUGUAAGAAUUAAGCAACUUUGUUGACUUACGUUCCUCCUUGCAAUGAGUGAGUGCAUCUCGUGCUGGGGUCUGCAUCUCGGGUGGCAGAAUGAAGGGCACCUGAGCAAAGGCCUUGGGUAUACUAAAUUCACCCUUUUUAGUUAAAACGCCAGCCAGUUGUGCAACGCACUUUGUAUAACACUGAGUGAAAUGAAUAAGUCGAGGCGGUGACCAACUGAGUGAGUGGUUAAUCAAACUCACCAGUAAGUCCUGUGUGGGCUCCAAGUCGAAAUCGCCAAUACGUAUGCGAUCCAGGAUCUCCAGUGGCACCUUAUGUUUAGCGAUGCAACCGUUGCGCAUCAUAUCCAUCGAUUGGGUAAAUUGUUGCAUUGUGACGCCGCCGCAAAAUCCUGGGAACAGCAUCAGCAAGCCGAGCAACAGCAGUUGCCAGAAACUGCUCCUGGACGAGAGAUCGCAGACCGACCGUAGACUCAUGAUGUAUGUAGUGCAAUGCGUUGGAUGUGGGCUGCAUGGUGCCCUUUAUAACCUUGGUUUCGCCAUACCAGAUUUUAAGAACGGCAAAGUUGUGAAUCGCGCCCGGGGCUUUGUGGUGCGCAUCUUCGAUGCCAUCUGCAAUUGUGCCAACAACAAUGCGGCCGCAGCAACAACACGCUUUAAGCUGCGCAACAACGGAGGCAGUGCAUCGACAGCUGGCGGCAAGCGGCAACAGUCGCAGGAUGAGCCCGAGACGCUUGUCCUCAGUAAGAAGAAGCCAUCGGCGGAUGGCAAGAAGAAGGGCAAAGGUGUCACCAUGGCCGACGAUGUGGAGGCGGGUGUUCGACUGGUCGACUAAAGAAUUCAAUUCAUCAAAAGCAAAUGUCUAUCUUAAGUCCAAGGAAUAUAAUCAAAAUAUGCUAAAUUUUUGUUCACCGAAAGAGCGGAUACAAAAAUGAAAGUCCACAUUAAAGACAACUGUGCUUAAAUGACCAUUAGUUCUAGGCCUAUGAUUAAAAAUUGAGAAAUUACAAAUGCAAAGAAAAAAAUAGAUGAAGCAGGAAAGAGUAAUCUUCAGUAAUUUCAGUGCUGCCAACUUCAAAUAUCUAAUAGAAUUGAUUUCCUUCUUUGUUUUUGAGCACAACCAACGCUAAAAAUUAGUUGAAAACCCGCUUUUCAUUCAACAGAUUGUAUUAAUAAUAAUAUAUUUGACAGAUGGGAUGGUUAUUGAUAUUCAUAAACAAUUUUUCUGCGAACUUGAAAUAGGAUACCUUUAUUUUGCUCAGAUCAUACUCAGCACAAAUUUUAGUCUUCCCGUUGUUAGGAAAGUUCCACAAAAGAGCUUUAAAUGGCACACAGUCCUCAAUUGGAUUAAAACUCUUGUAUAUCUAAAUUUACCUGUAUUUCAGCAUUACUUUUUCAACUUAUUAAACUAAAUGUGAUCCAACAAAAAAUGAAAGAAAAUAUGCAAAAUUAAAUGUCGUUUCGACGGAACUCGUAAAGCACAAACCGUUUUUUAGGUUAGAAACUAUUAAGAACACGCAACAUAAAAUUGAACUAUUUAAAAGUAAAUAAAGAUCUCAUUUCACAUACAUGCAACACAACAAUCAAUGAAAUAAAUCAAAUUAAAAUCACAUACAUACUAUAUAUUUAUGUGAAUAGAGCCCAAUCACAAUAACAGGCCUCUCAAAUUCCACCUAUUGAUAACUUUACAAUAUACAAUAUACAUAUAACAUAUACCCUAACAUAUUGAUGUGUAUAUGCAACUAUUUAGCUAUGUGUGUGUAGUAGUGAAUGUUUUGUGAAAACCCGCGGUUCAAUACUUAUAUACAAGCAUAUAAAUGUGUACUGAUUUUAUAUACAUACAUUGUACUUAUAUACUUAGAUAAAUUUAGUUAUUUACACCGCAAUACCGUACAACUUUCUAUGCCGCAUCGGUUUCCAUACGACACGCUCUAUUUAUAUUUUUGUGAGACCCUUUUUGGAGACUAAUUGUAAAACUUUCUACAUACCUACAUACUCAAAAUCAAAAUACAAAAAGAAAAGGAAAUGAAAAAUCAUAUAAUAAACAGCUAACUGUCUUAAUAAAUAGAUUUUUUGAUAUAAGAGUUGUAAAACUAAACCUGCAGACAUUUAUUUUGUAAUGCCCAAAAGAUUAUACGUUUUUAAUAUGUAUAUGUUUGCUUGACGAUAUGUGUAAUAUGAAAUAAAAGAUACUGUUGUAUUCAGUUAACAAAUUUCAGCAAUAAAUUGUAACAAUGUUUCAAAAGUG